CCCCAAUAUGGUUCACCGGCCGCUUCAGCGCUGCAAACGGGAACUCAGCCAGCUCAGCCUCAGUAUGGAUCAGCCGUGGCUCCACAACAACAACAGCAACAACAACCCUCAUCAGAGCAACCUGUUCCUCCUUUUGUCCGUCGUCCACUUUCAUUAGAGGAAGUUCCGUUCACAGCAUUUUUCAACUUCCCUCUUAUGGGACGUGCUUGUCCUUUGGAUAUAUAUCUCGACGGAAAGACCCCUACACGUGGAACGGAGCUAACUAUCCUUAACAAUUGCGAGUUUGAUGUAAUUAUAGGCGGUGUAGAGCUCAAACAAGAAGAUAUGUAUUCUACUUCUUCGAAUAGUGGACGAACUGUUCCGACACGUCGUUGGCCGCAGCAGUUCCGUGUGGCUGCCAAUGGUGGUCGCGCGACCUGCAUCAUUGCAAUGCAUCCAAGUUUUCCCAGGGCUUCUUCUUUAUUUAUGUUGGUGCUUGUAUAUGUAUUCUCUGAUGGACGUUUUACCCCUUAUGCAGCCCGUUUUUCUGUUUAG
This is a messenger RNA of Trypanosoma theileri, 534 nucleotides long. RefSeq lists its product as uncharacterized. The transcript has a single exon. The annotation marks the transcript as partial. Lineage: Eukaryota; Euglenozoa; Kinetoplastea; Trypanosomatida; Trypanosomatidae. The record is from RefSeq and is a predicted model, not a curated record.